AUGAAGUGCAUGAAAACGUACAAGUACAAGUCCAACAUGAAGAGACAUCUGCGGUACGAGUGCGGCCUGAGUCCCAAAUUCAAGUGCCACUUUUGCGGUCAACUCUUUUACUACAACUGCCAGCUGACCAAGCACGUCAAAAAGUACCACGGACUCUUCGAGUGUCCGAAAUGCCGAAAGACGUACAUGUGGAAGAGCACGUUGCGCAGACAUCUGCAAUACGAGUGCGGGCAAAAGCCGAAGUUCGGGUGUCCGAUCUGUGACAGGAGGUUCCAUCAGAAAGUCACCUUGCAGAAGCACCUACUCAAGGUGCACCUGUAA
This is a messenger RNA of Nicrophorus vespilloides, 321 nucleotides long. RefSeq names its product zinc finger protein 425-like. Gene Ontology annotation, molecular function: RNA polymerase II cis-regulatory region sequence-specific DNA binding; DNA-binding transcription factor activity, RNA polymerase II-specific. Gene Ontology annotation, biological process: regulation of transcription by RNA polymerase II. Lineage: Eukaryota; Metazoa; Arthropoda; Insecta; Coleoptera; Silphidae. The record is from RefSeq and is a predicted model, not a curated record. The coding region runs from base 1 to 321 and encodes 106 amino acids. Gene Ontology annotation, cellular component: nucleus. The transcript is spliced from 2 exons.